GCUGUCGGUCAGAGGGCGAGGCGCGGCUGCGUCGCCGGUGAUGGCAACGGUCGGGGAGAAGCUGGGCUUUCUGCACAGACUUCCAGUGCUAAUGAAAGCAACAUCGGAUGAUGAAGUGCCAUGUCCUGGGUAUCUUUUUGUGGAAAUUGCCAAGAUUUCUCAUGAAUCUGUCGGCACUUGUCAGUGCCUACUCGAGUACCUGCUGGAGCGACUGCAGAGCAAUUCCUGUAAUGUCAAACUGAAGGUCCUCAAAAUAUUGCAGUAUGUCUGCGGGCAAAGUUCACCUCAGUUUACUCUGGAACUUCGGAGGAACGCCACUCUUAUUCAGGAAGUAACAGUUUUCAGUGGGCCUCCAGAUCUGCUUCAUGGAAAUGCUUUAUAUCAAAGAGUUCGAACAACUGCAGAGGAUUUGGCAAAUUUGUUAUUCUCUGACGUCUUGCCAUAUCAGUCUUCUUGCGCUUCACCUCCUUCCCGAGUAGGUCCACAAAGAGGAAUGGGAUCACAUCCUUCAUCUGGGUCCACAAUGCAAGGCUUUGGGUGUACAGUAGGCAAAAUGUCUUCAGGUUUUACCAGUGAUGCUAUUCUCAACAAGAUACAGAAAGCAGCAGAAGCAGUAGCGAAUGUGGUACUCCCUCAAGAAAUCCUCAAAACUCAUGGAAGCCAUUCUGAUGGUGAUGGCUACCAGCCAGUGUUGUCAACCUCUUCUGAAGCAAAGCAAAUAAAACCUAAAAGUCCUGUUGGCACACAGGGUGCAAAAGUGGUUCAUCAUCAACCUGGUCUACCAGGGGGAGGCUGGGAAGAAAAUGACAGUGGGCACAGUUCCCAGAAUUCAUCACAGACUAAUUAUAUCUCAGAUGGCAGUAAUGGCAAAGCAGCUACAGACAGCCAGUCAGGAGGCAGCAGAGAGAGUGGAGACUUGAUGGAAAGAGUUGAAUCGGUAAACCUGAAUGACUGCAUGCAGGAAAUAACAUUGGUGAACAACCUGAUUCAAGGGUCUAACGUGUUCCUGACCAGAGAUGAAAUGCAGCAUUUUAUCAAAGAGUGCGGAUUACUCAACUGUGAAGUGGUUGUGGAACUUCUCAAUGAGAAACUGAAGGAUCUCUCUGAUGCUGUCAAGAUGCGAUCAAUGAGCAUUCUUGCCACCCUGAUGUGCUCUGACCUGUUGUCACCUGACCAAAUAUUUGCAAUUACUCACAAGUGCUUGCAGCAGCUGAGUGAAGGUGAAGCCGGACCUGUGACCAAUCGAGCCACAAAGAUUCUGAGACAGUUUCAGGCUUUGAAUGGGAAUAAAUCAGUAACACGCAUUUCAACAUCGGAAAUCGCUCAGGCUGUUCCCAGCGACGCUGAACUCACUUCAGGGAUGAAAGAAAAGACGAUGGUUCAGCCAUUCCAAUUUCAUAUCGGAUCUGAAAAGACUUUCCAGGUAUCAUCAUUGCGUUUGCCUUCAUCCUCACAAGAAACAGAGUCACAGGAAAAUCAAGGUUCAUUCUUUCCAUUAUCAGAAAGGCAAGCUAAUAAUACAAGCAAAGUGACUGAAAUUGCAUCCUCUGAAGUGGGUGCUGAUAAAAGUGGCCCAUGCUUAGCAACGCCAGCUGUAAACACAAGCUUAUUGCCACCUACAUGCAAGCUCCAUUGUGAGCAGCAGACGAGACUAACCGAGAAACCCAAACUACGUCCUGUGCAGAGCCAGGACUCACAUUCUGAGGAUGCAACAGGCAGUAGAGUCUCUUUGUUUACUGACAUGGUUCUUGUGGCACAUGAAACAACUCAACCAUUUCUGAAGGCCUGUCUCAAUCAAGGUUCAUCAAGUGCAAUGCAGAGCGUAGCAGAGCAGAACAAAAUGUGCGGUGAAACUGAAGUGAAGCUUCUGCACAGUAACGGGCAAAGUGAUUCUGAAUCAAAUCAACCAUCUGCAUUCUCAUUUCUUAAUACAUCUUCGUGCAGUGUUUGACUUCUUCAGUCAUCUCGGACACUAACAAGGAGAAACUAGCAUUGCACUUUGAUACAAAAUACUUUAACUUAUAUUCUCGCACUGACACGUAGAACUUUGCCUUACCUCCUUAUUAAAACCUUGGUUUCAGAAGCUGGUUUGUACACUGGCGUUGACGUUAACCUACAACACUACCAAGCAGCCAACCUGAGAACAACAUUUGUUGCUUAAUGUGAAGGCAGAUUUGAAGCCAAAUUGUGAAUUUUGUGCCUUCAAAACCACAACGGAAAUUCUAAAUGUCAAUCUAUUCAAGGUGGCUGUGAAAACAUAUUUAAUUUCAUGUCAUACAUUUUUUUGCAGCAUACUUCAGGGACUGCGUUUUCUAUUAGUUAAAUUGGAAAAUAUUUAUAUUAUUUAUGCAAUUUCAUAUUAUAUAACAACAAAAGCAUGCUUCAAAAGAACAUCUGAUCAUGAAAGAUAAAAAAGCACAAGUGCAGAUUUCAACAGUCUGAUCAAAAUGUGUGAAAUGAAAUGAUAUACAAUUUUGAAAGCAACUUCUAACAGGUGCUGUCUAUUCAGUUUGAGAAAGAAUGGGUUCACUGUAUUAGAAGUGCAGCUGACUAAUAAAAGUGUGCUUUGAUGAUGCAUUUCAAGUUGUGGUAUCCUACUGCCUGCUUUGUAGCAGCUGUGGAAUGCACCAGAGAUCACAAAGAUAAAAUGUUGUCUUGUAUGAUGGCAGCUUGAAUAGUUUUUAAAAAAUGUGUAAUUCUCAUCUAUUCCUAAGGUUUGCUCUAAAAAAGUGUCCUUCUUGACAUUUUAUUUGAUUGACAUGAAUACAGCACUGUGUUAAAAGCUGAUACUAUUGUUCCAUGGGUGAUAAAUAGUAACAGGUGUAUACAUUUAAUUCCGUGUAAUGUGUAUCAAAUUUAUAAAUCUUGAAUAUAUGUGCAAUGCAAACUAAGAAUAUUAAAUUCCAAUGCAAGUAGUUCUGCUAUAACGUGAUAGUUGUAUUCCUAAGAAACCUUGUGUU
This is a messenger RNA of Amblyraja radiata (thorny skate), 2960 nucleotides long. RefSeq names its product TEPSIN adaptor related protein complex 4 accessory protein (gene tepsin). Gene Ontology annotation, cellular component: trans-Golgi network membrane. The coding region runs from base 41 to 1951 and encodes 636 amino acids. The record is from RefSeq and is a predicted model, not a curated record. Lineage: Eukaryota; Metazoa; Chordata; Chondrichthyes; Rajiformes; Rajidae. The transcript has 14 exons.